CUGGGUUCAGUAACACGCAGUAUUAACUUACCCUUCACCUCCUCCCAAGCAGACAACUACUUGUAGCGCUCUGGCGGUGGUUUCUGACCUCACGACGCUAAUCAACAUGGAUCUCGACUCCAGCACCACCGCCACCGAGUUCCCGCUCCCUCCAUUCACCCUCGCCCCUCUCCCCCACCUCUCUGACUACCUCCCCUCCCUCCCCUCCCUCCCCAACCCCAUCGAUUGCAUCCCCUUCUACCACCAGUCCGCCGGCUUCUACAUCGCCUCCUCCGACGUCAUCCUCCGCCACAUCGUCUUUGACCUAUCCUCCUCCGCUCCCCCUUCCCCUCUCAUCGCCUACCACCGCGCCGGACCGCGGCGGACGGUGCGCUUCGACCCGUCCGCCGUCCGCGCCGCCAUCGUCACCUGCGGCGGCCUCUGCCCGGGUAUCAACACGGUCAUCAGAGAGCUGGUGGUGGGUCUGUGGGAGAUCUACGGCGUGCGCCAGGUCUUCGGCGUGCCCUCGGGGUACCCCGGGUUUUACUCCGCUGAUCCCGUGCCACUCGACCCGAAAAUGGUGGACAGCUGGCACAAGAUGGGCGGCACCGCCUUAACCACCUCCAGGGGCGGCUUCGAUCUGGGGAAGAUCGUCGACGCUAUCGAAAGGCACGGUUUUAAUCAGGUUUAUUGCAUUGGUGGCGACGGGACGAUGAGAGGUGCUGCAAAACUAUAUGAAGAGAUUCGGCGCCGCAGAUUGUACGUAUCCCUUAUGGGGAUCCCCAAGACAGUCGACAACGACAUCGGCAUCAUAGACAGAUCCUUCGGUUUCCAAACCGCCGUGGAGAUGGCGCAGCACGCGAUCAACGCCGCUCACGUGGAGGCGGAGAGCGCCGUGAAUGGCAUCGGGCUGGUGAAACUCAUGGGCAGAAGCGCUGGCCACAUCGCUCUUCACGCCACGCUCAGCAGCCGCGAUGUCGACUGCUGUCUCAUCCCCGAGAACGACUUCUACUUGGAAGGAAAAGGGGGGCUGCUCGAGUUCCUCGACCAGAGGCUGAAGAAGAACGGGCAUGCGGUGCUCGUGGUGGCGGAAGGCGCAGGGCAGGACAUGAUACCGAGAACAGAGGCUCAGAAGGAGAUGGAUGAGUCUGGGAAUCCAGUCUUUUUAGACGUGGGUGCGUGGCUGAAGACCGAGCUGAAGGGGUGGUGGGAAAGGGAGCAUCCUGACGAGCUGUUCACGGUGAAGUACAUAGAUCCAACCUACAUGAUAAGAGCAGUCCCAGCAAAUGCCACAGACAACUUGUAUUGCACCUUGUUGGCUCAUUCAGCCAUCCAUGGAGUGAUGGCUGGGUACACGGGGUUCGUGUCAGGGCCGAUCAAUGGCAUCUAUGGCUACAUACCUCUGGAAGAGGUGGCGGUGGCCAAGAACUUGGUGGACGUAAAGGAUCACAAAUGGGCGUGGGUUCGGUCGGUGACUAAUCAACCGGAUUUUGUGAUCACAUAAGUAGGAAAAUAAAAUGUCACUUGUCGAAAAUGUACUCAAUAAAUCUCGAGAACUCUGAAUAUCUCCUCUAUACUGCCAACGCCUUGUCGA
Molecule: messenger RNA, 1573 nt
Organism: Zingiber officinale
Lineage: Eukaryota; Viridiplantae; Streptophyta; Magnoliopsida; Zingiberales; Zingiberaceae
Product: ATP-dependent 6-phosphofructokinase 2-like
Exons: 2
Coding region: 107-1483 (458 amino acids)
Biological process (GO): glycolytic process; fructose 6-phosphate metabolic process
Cellular component (GO): cytoplasm
Molecular function (GO): ATP binding; 6-phosphofructokinase activity
Source: RefSeq, a predicted model, not a curated record